GCUCUCACGGUCAACUCCCUGGUGCCAGACAUGCCCAUGAUCGCAGGCUACACCAUCCCGAACUACGCGUUCUACACUCCGAAGAACUCCUCAGCGCGGCCGCAGUUGAGCGCUAUGACGGACUUCAUCCCCACGCUCGAGAAUCUCAAUCGUGCGUCCAAGGGCCUCAGGAUCAACCAGAGUACGAUGGAGGCGGGCUGGGACGUCAGCUUCAAGAAAAAGUUCACCGAGGGCUACAAGAAAGCUAAAGGACGAGCUCCGACGGCAGACAUCAUCUCGGGAUACAGGUUCAUCCAGUGCCGCCAGCUGAGGAUCAUGUUAGCCCACUUCCAGAAAGAUCAGGCGAAAUACUCCACCGAGUCCCCCUCGAGAAACGGCGAGCUGGAUUACGAAGCGGACGUCGAGGAACUGAACGAUGACGAGCUGCAACGGUACUUCAGCGUAAUAAAGGCCGAGACCGAUGAGGCGUAUUGCUGA
Messenger RNA from Prorocentrum cordatum, 477 nucleotides. Lineage: Eukaryota; Dinophyceae; Prorocentrales; Prorocentraceae. The record is from the annotation of a GenBank genome assembly.